Molecule: messenger RNA, 2576 nt
Organism: Trichoderma asperellum CBS 433.97
Lineage: Eukaryota; Fungi; Ascomycota; Sordariomycetes; Hypocreales; Hypocreaceae
Biological process (GO): carbohydrate metabolic process
Molecular function (GO): alpha-L-fucosidase activity
Source: RefSeq, a predicted model, not a curated record
GGCCUGUUUAUGCUCGUGGGGUUCACAAGCAUAGUAGAGCUCUGUUGGUUAAGUAUCUUUACGAAUUUGGAAGCUGCAUAUGUCACAGAUAACCAGACAUCGAAUGUUGCAAUCCAAACCUUGAAGAAUUGACACCAAAUCUUCGAAAUGCCUUCAGAACAUAGACUCUACUAUACUACGCCAUCAACAAGCUUCCCCACGUCUUUGCCUCUUGGUAAUGGCCGGUUUGCUGCUUCAGUUCUUUCCUCUCCAGACCUUGAGACGUUUAUCUUGAAUGAAGUUACCUUCUGGUCUGGAGAAGCUCGGAAUGCCGGCGAGGGAUUGACGGAACGUCCUGAAGAUCCCAAAGCUGAAGUUAGAAAAACGCAAAACUGUUAUCUCAGUGGAGACUAUGCUCAAGGCAAGAAAAGAGCAGAGAAGUACCUUGAGAGCAAGAAGAUUAAUUUUGGAACCAACCUUGGAGUUGGGAAGCUUGACAUCUGUAUCAACGGCCAUGGAAAUCCCGGCGAUAUCCAAGAUUUCGAGAGAGAAUUACGUUUUGACGAGGCUGUAACUGAAACAAGAUAUAAAUUCAACGGUCGCCAGUAUAAGCGAAGAUCCUUUCUAAGCCAUCCGCAUCAAGUCCUUGUGAUACAAUUUGAUGGCGAUGACCUAGGUGGACUCGAAAUCGCCGUCGGCGUGCAAGGCGAAAAUGAAGCUUUUACUUCCAAGAUAAACGGAGAUACAAGGCUAGAGUUUGAUGCGCAAGCUCUCGAGACUGUGCAUAGUGAUGGAACCUGUGGCGUCAAAGGCUUCGGUAUGGUCGCAGCAACGGUUGACGAGGGAAAGGUUGAGCAGAGGGGUGGCAAGCUCGUAAUUUCAGCACAUAAGAGCAUAACGAUACUAGCAGCUCUCAAUACUGAUUAUAACGAAUUACGCAACGAGUGGAGAGAGAGAACUCUUGCACAAAUAGAAGAGGCUCUUCAGCUUCCUAUUGACCAUCUUCUGAAAGAACAUCUGGAAGACUACCAGCCUCUCUACCGUCGGAUGAGCAUUACCCUGGGACCUAUAUCCAGCGCUACUUCCAACAUUCCCACAGACCAACGUCGAGGCAACUUUGAAUCAUCAGGGUAUACUGAUUCAGGAAUGUUUGCGCUUUACUUCCACUAUUCACGGUACCUUACAAUCGCUGGUACGCGCGAAGAUUCGCCUUUGCCGCUACAUCUACAGGGUCUAUGGAAUGAUGGCGAAGCAUGCAAGAUGGGCUGGAGCUGCGAUUACCAUCUCGAUAUCAACACGCAGAUGAACUACUUUGCCAUCCUGAACAGCGGCCUAGCGGAUCUCCUGAAACCUCUCUACAAAUACAUCCUCAAAAUUGCUGUAAAAGGCCAACAGACUGCACGUACCUGCUAUGGCUCCCCUGAAGGCUGGGUAGCUCAUGUCUUCAGCAACGCGUGGGGUUUUACAGAUCCUGGCUGGGAGAUAUCGUACGGACUAAAUGUGACUGGCGGUCUAUGGAUGGCAGCACCUCUGAUUGAGAUGUACGAGUACACUCUAGAUGAUGGUCUUAUGAUGAACGACUUGUGGCCACUUCUGCUCGGCGCGACCAAAUUCUGGCUUGACUAUAUGAUUGAGGAUCCCAAGACAGGUUGGCUGCUCACGGGUCCAUCUGUAAGCCCAGAAAACAGCUUCUUUGUUGUCAAUGCAGAUGGCACAAAGGAAGAGCACUCUGCCGACUUGGCACCGACUCUUGAUGUUGUCUUAAUUCGCGAUCUCUUUGCAUUCUGCGAGUACUUUGCUGGCCGGUUGAAAACUAUUACAGGCUACCCUUGGGAUGAAGACGUCAAGGAAUAUCAAAGGGUACAGGCAAAGCUGCCCCCGUUCCAAAUUGGCAAAAAUGGCCAACUUCAAGAAUGGCUGCAUGAUUACGAAGAAGCCCAGCCCUACCACCGGCAUCUGUCUCACACCAUGGCUUUAUGUCGGUCAGCGUUGAUCUCAGCUAGGCAUCAGCCAGAUUUGGCAGAGGCAGUUCGUGUGUCCCUUGAGCGAAGGCAAGGCCGCGACGAUCUUGAGGACAUUGAGUUCACCGCCGCGCUCUUCGCCCUCAAUUAUGCUCGAUUGGGAGAUGCUGAGAAGGCUGUCACUCAAAUUGGCCACCUUGUAGGGGAACUGAGCUUUGACAACCUGCUGAGUUACAGUAAGCCGGGCGUUGCUGGUGCCGAGAAGAAUAUAUUCGUCAUUGAUGGAAAUUUCGGCGGUGCCGCAGCCAUUGCUGAGAUGUUGAUACGGUCAAUUAUGCCUCGCUUAGGAGGACCGGUUGAGAUAGACUUGCUCCCGGCCCUGCCUGCGGCUUGGUCAGAAGGAUCGGUGAGCGGGAUGCGUAUUCGAGGAGGAUUAGAGGCUAGUUUUGCAUGGAAUAAAGGAAAGUUGGAAGGCGUGACGUUUAAGGCGUCCAGGGCUUCGUCUCUGGUUGUGUUUUAUGGCGAGCACAAAUUCGAAACGACAUAUGAGGAUGGAGAUGUUAUUCAGCUGGGACCGUCGCUGCAAAAUUGGGGAAGGUAGAAGAAUUAUUCAAGGAAAAGGGGAUAGUGUAUUAG